AUGUCCCCAUAUGCUCUGGUCUUCGGAAAAGCUUGUCAUCCGCCUCUCAAGUUGGAACACAAGGCAAUGUGGGCAAGCAAAAUGCUAAACUUUGAUCGAGCAAGCGCGAGGAAAGUCCGGAAGCUGCAGCUGAAUGAACUGGUCGAGUGGCAAAUGAACGCUUACCAAAAUGCUAAGCUCUAUAAGGAGAGAACCAGAAAGUGGCAUGAUGACCGCAUAAGCAAUCGGACAUUCUUCGAGGGGAAGUUGAAGUCCCGCUGGUCUAGGCCAUUCUGCAUCAAGACUAUCUUUCCCCGUGGCGUAGUGGAGCUAACAACGGAAGAUGGGAACAACGCAUUUAAAGUCAAUGGUCAACGAAUUAGGCCCUACUAUGGGGGUGAUGUGGAAUGA
Benincasa hispida (wax gourd) is the source of this 390-nucleotide messenger RNA. The record is from RefSeq and is a predicted model, not a curated record. Lineage: Eukaryota; Viridiplantae; Streptophyta; Magnoliopsida; Cucurbitales; Cucurbitaceae.